AUUUAAAUAAUAAUAAUAGUCAGUCCACUGACUUACCACUGGAGUCACCUCAGAAGUUCAAAUGAUGUUCACGAUGAAGAAGUGAGCUUGUUGCACCAUAGACAUACACUCUCACAAAGCGGAACUGUCGGUUUCAGGGUGUAUUUUCUGUGGGACCGCAGAGCCGAUCAUGGCGACUCUCGGCGGCAGUCGUGGGGAUCGUCUCGGCAAUUCUAAUCAACACAAGACUUCUCUCGCUUCCCCGGAGAAAGUUCGUGAAAUUCUCAACGAGGGAGUGUCGUCUACAGGCGUCGGUUCCAACAGUGGACAAGGGGAUUUGAAUGUUCUGGAAGUGAAAAGCAACUCUCAAGCACCUUGCGAAGCAACGAACAAAGAAGCCUUUUUCUCAAGAGUGGAAUCAUAUUCAUGCUUGAAAUGGGCAGGCAAACCUCGCAUACUGUCACCUUUGAUGUGUGCCAGAUAUGGCUGGAUCAGUGUUGGCUGUGAUAUGCUCAAGUGCUCCAGCUGCCAGGCUUUCCUGUGUGCAUCACUGCAGCCAACUUUAGACUUUGAAAAAUAUGCAAGCCGCAUUGCAGAGAUAUCAAGGCAGCUCCAGACACAGCAUGAAAAGUUUUGUCCUUGGCCUGACUUUCCAUGUCCAGAGCGGUUCUGGCUUGUUCCAGCCUGUGAACCAUCAACACUUCUUGCUGCCUUUUUGGAGCGCUUCCAAAGCGCCUGUCUCCUUGCACAGCAGCUGCCAGCAAUGAAACCAGAGCAGCUGAAGUCCAUGUCGUUGACAGAGGACGUUAUCAGUGGUAUACUGCAGGUGGUGGAGGAAGAGCAAAAAAGAAAGGGAGGGACUCCUUGCUCUGAGCCUUUGGCUGUCCAGGUGGCAGCAUGUAUUGUUUCUCUCUGUGGUUGGGCAGCAAGUCCUGCUCUGCACGCCAUGAGCCUGCCAAUCCUCACCUGCUCCUAUUGUAUGCGCAAGGUGGGUUUGUGGAACUUCCACCAGAUGGAGGGAAUGGGAAGCGAUAGAGACAAUUUAACAAACACUGUGGGCACCCCUGUUCGGGCAGCAAGUCCUGCAUUAGCAGCCCCAAACGAUGGCCAAGGAGAGCAGUCUACUUCUGCCUCGCCUAGCCCUGCUACAACUCCUUGUCGCAUGAAGCUUCGGAGCCAGGACUCCACACGGUCUGACCAGGGUGAGGGCACCUCGUCCCCAGUGGCCUUGCGUGCCCGGAGCAGAGACUCACCUAGCCCCAGUGAAGAACUGCCAAGCCCUUUGACGAGGGGCAAGAGGCCCGCAACUCGCAGCAGAGGACAGGAAUAUGGCUCAGGGACUGACGGCAUUGCUAGCUUGCAUCCUCCAAAACGCCUGUGCCUCUCAUCAGCUGGUGGUCCUGAUGGACCCUUGCCCAAGACUGUAUUUGACCCCUUAGCUCAGCACAGGGAAUGGUGUCCCUGGAUCUCCGUGGGAAAGGAGAAUGUGGAUCCAGGGGCUCUGCCUUUUUCAGACAAAGGCUCCGGACUUUAUCAGCAGGGCUGGAAAGCUGCUCUGGACCUCCUCAUGCCCAUGAAGAAGAACUCCUAUAUUGACGGAGGCAGUCCAGCACAGGGCCCUCGUGACAAGUCCAAAAGGGUGUUUGCUAUUUUCCGUCAGUGGCAGGUCUCCUCCUCUCCAUCUCAGUAGACUCUUUGCAUACAAACAGCAUUUUAACACUGAAUUGAUGAACUGACCCGCCUUCUUUUUGUGGUGUAGAAUCCGCCAUACCAAUGGCAGGUCAAGUGUUGUUAAAUGUAAGCCAUCCCUUGAGGUCUUGUUUAUAGUCAGUGUUUGUCAAGAACAAAUUGUCAUUAGACAAAUGAAUGUGUUCUCCAUGAACAGUUAAAAAAAAAAAAAAUGUGAAUGAAUGCUGUGGCUUUUUAAAACAUUUCAGUUCUGCUACACAAAAUUUGGGAUGUGUGUGUCGGUGCCUACAAAAACCAUGCACCAUGCCUAUACAUAGAUAGCCAUCAAGUAAUAAAACUCAUCUCUGUAUAUUGGCUGCAAAUAAGGCUGUGAAGGUCACAUAAAGUCUGGUUUGGUAGUCCUUGACAACAACAUCUGGAUUUCUGUGGAUUUUAGAAAGUCAUGAGAAAGAGCCACAUGGCUCGACACUGGAAAGAUGACGUUUACCUUUACCGUGUUUUGAGUUGUUUGCAAGAGCGGUAAACAUUAACCUCAGAUUAGCAAAAAAUGAAAACUGUGAGGAAGUACUUUGUGUGUACUAUUUUGCUUAAAAACCAGGUGGAUACAAUAUGUCUUUGAAGAGACUCUGAAUCCUUUUGGAGUAGUUAUGUUUUUGUUUGCUUUCCUAUAGGCAGUGCUAAAAUCGUGAUUGCUGCAAGAAGAUAGAACCAUGUGCCACAAAUUUCAAGCCCAGUUUGAAAUUCUUGUUUUUCAGUGACAUUUCAUUACGAAUGCAGUCCUCACUAUCCUGCAUGUACCUCCGUCUUUGGCUCUCCUGAAAGGGUUUAAUAAAAAGCUUUUCUGAGUCUGUUUUACUUUGCA
Archocentrus centrarchus (flier cichlid) is the source of this 2530-nucleotide messenger RNA. It is a transcript of the gene zc3hc1, whose product is annotated as zinc finger, C3HC-type containing 1. The transcript is spliced from 10 exons. Gene Ontology annotation, cellular component: nucleus. The record is from RefSeq and is a predicted model, not a curated record. NCBI's taxonomy places the organism in Eukaryota, Metazoa, Chordata, Actinopteri, Cichliformes, Cichlidae. Bases 170 to 1669 code for a protein of 499 amino acids. Gene Ontology annotation, molecular function: zinc ion binding.